UAUUGACAACUCGGACCGUUUAUAUUUAUUCCUAGAUUAAAAUUAAAAAUAUAACAUACUAAACUAAAUCAUAAUUAUUAUAAUUAUCUGAAAAAGACAGAUAUUACAGGUAAUUAAAGUUGUGCCCCGUUCUUAAAUGGUACAAACAAUGACAACGGCAGUAACAACUCAGAAAAAAGUUGGAGCUAGUAAUGCUCCACCAGGAGGCAUUCGGAAGAAAUCGGGGCCCAAGUUUGAGCUCACUGAAGAACAAAGAAGGGACAUAAAAGAAGCAUUUGAUUUAUUUGACACAGAAAAUACUGGAAAAAUUGAUACAAAGGAGUUAAAAGUUGCAAUCAGAGCCCUUGGUUUUGAACCUAGAAAAGAGGAAAUCAAAAAGAUGAUCGCGGAAAUUGAUAAAUCUGAUGGCAAAGUAUCAUUUGAAGAUUUUCUGGAGUUGAUGACAGUGAAGAUGGCAGAGAAGGAUACAAAGGAAGAAAUCAUGAAAGCUUUCAAACUGUUUGAUGAUGACGAAACUGGUAAAAUCUCUUUCAAGAACUUAAAGAGAGUGGCAAGGGAACUUGGAGAAAAUCUAACUGAUGAAGAGCUGCAUGAAAUGAUAGAUGAAGCAGACAGGGACGGCGACGGGGAAAUCAACCAAGAUGAAUUCUUACGCAUCAUGAAGAAAACUAGUCUUUAUUAGUUCACUAAAGUAAUUCGGCCUAUUUUUCAUACUUACCGACUCUUGGAAGCACAAAUUAUAUUCUUCAAAGGGAUAAUGAAUUGUAGCAGUGUAAGCGCCGUUCAUUUAUUACGUAAGACGAUUUAGGAGGGAUCGAAGUCUUAUU
Messenger RNA from Cydia splendana, 827 nucleotides. RefSeq lists its product as uncharacterized. The transcript is spliced from 3 exons. NCBI's taxonomy places the organism in Eukaryota, Metazoa, Arthropoda, Insecta, Lepidoptera, Tortricidae. Gene Ontology annotation, molecular function: calcium ion binding. Gene Ontology annotation, biological process: mitotic cell cycle; centriole replication. The record is from RefSeq and is a predicted model, not a curated record. Bases 137 to 682 code for a protein of 181 amino acids. Gene Ontology annotation, cellular component: centrosome; centriole.